UAUUGUACAAGAUGCAGCGAAUAUUUGUGGUUUUGCAUGUGUUCCUGUCAUUAUAGGGAAGCUGUAGAGAUGGUGACAUUUUCAUCAUACAUCAUUUGUUUACUCAAACACCGAGCCUUCCAUAUGUAGAAACGUUACUUAUCACUAACUGGUAGUGGAAUUUAAACAAUAUACUUAAUCUGUUAUUACAUUAUAACAUCUACAAGCAACCUGGUAUCUUUAAAGAAGUGAUUUAAAAAAAAUCUUUUGUCACUCAUGCUGCCCAUCUCAUACCAAGACCAACGCACACGUAUCCAAUAUUUAAUACUGCUUUCAUAUACUGAUCGUAAAUUUAUAAAGCAACAAAUGAUAACUUCAGUCAGGCUUGGGAACAUAGAUUUUCCUGUGAAACAGACUGUAGUUUAUAUUUACAAAAUUAGUUCAGCUAGAAAUAAAAACAAUUUAUUAUUAGUGAAUCCAAUGCCCAUAAUCUGCCAGAGAUGCUAUCUUCAUAAAAUGCAGUAAGAUACAGGUACAAAAGAAAACAUCCAAUAUAGUCAAUGGCGUUUCUAAGAAUUAAAAUAGCUGGAAACAUUAUAUAAUUCACACCAAACUAGUAAAACCGCAAAUCAAUCUCCAAAUGAAAAAUAUCAGGACAAAACUCAAUUUUUAUUUACAGGAAUCCUGUUUUGUUGAGAUUGGUUACUUUAUUUUCAUCGUGGUCAGAAUCUCACACCGGCGAGACUUUUAGGACUUGUCUCUGGAUCAAUGAUGACAAACUUUUGCAGACAUAUUUCAAACACUACGUUCUUGGAAAAAGAUCGCCCAUGAUGUCUUCCGAACAAAAGUGAAACGAAACAUUGACAGUGCGGUGCUGCUUUUUCUUUCUUCUUUAUUUCUUGAAAGAAAACAGGUUGCAUAAUGCAAUUCCACUGAAUUCCAUAGAUGAUUUCACCGAUAAAAACAAAAUAUUGUGGUCAUUUGUAAACUUAAAAUUGCCGCAGUGUUUGAAGAACCAGAUGUUAUUAUUGCUGCAGAAAACACCACCUCAUACCCAACUAUUUAAAAACUUAAAAUAACAACUUAAUAAAUGCACACUACCGCUUUCCUCAAGCUCUCGUCGCAUAUGUUCCAGGCAAGAUUGUUGGGAUCGGGAAUAGAGAUCGUUGUCCCCGAUUCUGUAUGGCUGGAAACCCGCGUCGAUACCAGUAUCGUCGUCCUAUUGACGCGGCGCGUGUGAUAGACAAGGCGAACGGGCCAAUGGUCGUAGGUGCGCGCGAAGUGUCGCGAGGAUUGGGCUGACGCCGUCGGGUUGGCUCGGCUCGAGACGCUCUCUCCGGCUGUAGACUUAGCUUAGCUUAGCUGCCCGACUCUCCGGGAGUUAAAACAAAAUCCAGCUCAAGAUGUCUAACGUCGUGAGGAAGUUCUUCGCCGGGCAGCGGUGAGGGCGACGCGCCCGGAAGCCGCACGUACCGUGAGCGAUACAUUGCCCGGGGUCAGAAACUGCUGCACGUCUGAACAACGGAAAAGCGAAUUAGCGCCAGAACUAACCAAACUGCCACUGAGAACACAAACCUGUUGGGUUUUGUCUGUGGAUUUCCAACUACUCCAACGCCUUCCUCUGGAUUAUCAAGUUUUACCAUUUGCUUCUCCAGUCAAUCUGGGGACUGCUGAUUUUGAUGGACCCAGAUAUCACUGAGUGACUAAAUACUUUCAAUCAAUGUAUUUGGUAAUUCAGGAAGGCUGUAUUAUGGCAUAAAGUUCAUCACUCAAUACCAUAACAUGGAUUAUUUUUUGUACUUUUUUUCUUCCUGUGUUUUUGGGCUGUAAAUUGGAUAAAGUUGUGGUGAUUUUUUUCCCCCCCACUAAUAUUUAAUUUUGUCAAGACAUGCUUCCACUAACUUUGACCUCCAUUUAUGGAUAUAAAAGUGUGCUGCUUUUUUCCUGAAUUUCUACCAGUGUAGGACUUUGCGUUUAUAAAUAUUGCCUGGAAUGGUCUCUUUGAUUCAGAAUUCCCCUUUAACAUUUGAUCACAGCUCAGCACUAUCCAAGCAUAAAUACAUAUGUAACAUUUUUCUUUUGUGCAAAGUUUAAUUUAUUUUUUUAUCUUGAAGCACAUCCUUUGCUAUACAAUCCAUGGGAAAGGAAAAGAGAUAAGCCAUUUUGAUUCACUGUUGGUUAUGUUGCUGCUUCUUUCUUACUUGAAAAAGCACAAAGCAGAUCCCCUCUGCCAACUAAAACACCUAAGACUGACUGGAACCUGUUGAGUUGGAAAGUGCCUGCAUUCACUCAUGAUGCCCAGUGUUGAUAAAAGCGGGGGUGCCGGCGGACCCUCGUCAUCUCCCAAGUCCUCCCUGUCCCGCCCGCUACGGCCGAGCCGCUACGUCCCUGUGGCAGCAGCCACGGCCUUCCUGGUGGGGGCCACCACGCUCUUCUUCUGCUUCACCCCAUCCACACCCUGGCAACCCCCUCAGAUGAAUCGAGGGGACAGUCUGCAGGAGCCUCCGUCUAUCCUGCAGUCGAGCCAGCAGCCCAGCUACCGCUCGGAGCCCAGUCUGGACGGGAGGGCGGGGCACCGGGAACGGGGCGACAGGGAGAGGGGUGGCGGAGGCUCUGGGGGGAUGAGCAGCGUUCCUAGCUCUGCCAUGUCGGGCUACUCCUUGGGGGGGCGCUCCUACCCGUCUUUCACGGACCCCAUGGUGCUGUCGGGCGGGGCCUCGCGCUCCUCCAGCCUGCGCUCCACCCACACAGCCCACAAUGCACUGGGCACGCUGCACUCCGAGGGCACCACCUCCACGAGCUACAAAAGCCUGGCUAACCAGACGCCCCGCAACGGGAGCCUCUCAUACGAUAGUCUGCUGACUCCGUCCGAGAGCCCGGAGUUUGAGUCCGCGGCCCCAGAGCUGUCUCCGCCCAGCGCCCCCCCACAGAUGCUGGGCUAUAGCUCACCCUUCCUGUCGGCUCAGCAGCGUGAGUCUGAGCUACACCAGGCCUCUGUCGCCCUUCUCUCUUCCCCCCAGAAGCACUACGCUCGUGCCUCCAGCCCCCCCUCCACCGAGAGGGAGCACUUACUGCUGGACUCCCACCAGCCAGCACAGCCACCGCACCACCCUCGCCCCCCCCGCUUCUCCCGCACCCCGCUCCUGUCCGACCCGCCGCCGCCGCCGCCUCUCUCCUGUCGCACUCGCUCCUUGGGAUCCCCGGACGCUCCGCAGGCCCCCGCUUCUCCAUCAGCCCCCCCCACCAGUCCUUCACACCCCCCCAUAGGCAAGUCGCUCUCCUACACUAGUGCCGGCACUGAGCUGCAGUACCGCUCGCGGCCUCCGGAGGGCAGCGCUGCCGCGUGUCAGGAGGGGCCGCUCCCCAGGGGCAGGAAGGCCUCUGGGGGGGUCACCGGCAGCGGUAGUGGGAUUAAGGCUCCAAAGGACGAGAUUCAGAUGAAGUCUUUUAGUCGGUCAAAUGGACACCCCAGAUCUGCUCACCCUCAUCUCCCACCACCACCACCUCCUUCUCAUUCAAUCAGCUCCUCCGGCAGACCAGGACCAGCCAAUCACAGUGCUUCUCCUCCACUUAGCCCCACCCACAAACAGGGGGGAGGAGUGAAGAAGGUUACUGGCGUUGGCGGGACCACCUAUGAGAUUUCAGUAUAAGUCAAAGACAGCUUUUUCAACAGUUGCAAGAAAAUGGAUUUACUCUGGAAUUGAGGAAAAUCAGCUUCGCCUUGCAGCAUAUGCAAUGGAACCUUUUCAACAGGUAAAAGGUGGAAUCAUGGCCAGUGGGCUACCCUGCUGUUUUCAUGUUUUAAAAGUCCUGUGGUUCAUAGACAUUUACAAGUUCAUUUGCUGAAACUUUUUUAGAACCACCUUGAUUUUGCAUAUGAAGGCGGAGACCUGAAGAUCAGUGACCAAUGGUUAAUGGAUACUCAACCAGUGACUGGAUGCAGCAAUUUUUUAUUUUUUAUUUUUUUUUGAGAUAGCUGGUAUUUCACAGAGAAAUAUUGAAUAUAUACAUACAUUUUAUUAUAAAGCUAUAUUAGUAAUUCUUAUGUAAUCUCUGCACGGACGUAACUUUGCUCUCGACCAAGUGGCAAUACAGGCAUAGCUAAUGAGACCUCAACGCAGGAUCCGCUCACUGCUGUCGCUGCCUUGAGACCAUUUACUGCCAUCUGAACCACUGACUUGGCUUCAGCAGAGAUGUGGAGCAGUGACACGAAGACAAUGGAAGACAUUUGGGUUUUUUUUGCUGACCUGAGAAGUUUCUUUAGACUCCACAGAAAUUUUUUAAUUCCCCGUUUUAAUUUUGUUUUUAUCAUAAAUGAACACCACAGGGGUGUCGGCCGGUCGAGCCGGCCGGAGACAUUCCAGGCAGGUCAUGAGUCAUGUAGCGAGUUCUCAGCGGGUCGCUCGUGUCCGUCACUUGUUGCAUCAGUCAGAUUCGAAUGGAUUUAUUACCCAAAGAUGGCUGGAUGAUCAGGGGCUUCCUCCGAUAUCGCGGGUUAAGCCAUAUAGAAAUACAGCAGCCACAAUAACUUUGCGGAGAAUAAUGUUGAAAUCAAGGAUUAUUGUAUGCAAGUUGUCUCUUGUAGCGUAAAAUUCAUGUAUUUGGUGUUCGCGACGUUUUCGCUCAACAUUAGCCAGAAUUCCUUUUUCUGUCUUUAAGGGUGGCUAGAUGGCUGAUCGGGAAGAAAAUCGGCCGAAAUUAGUAGGCAAAUUAUCUUGUAAAAACUAUACCGAGCUGUUGAAGCUUUAAAUCUGGCACUAGGUAUCGCAACUUAACAAGAGACCAAAAAGGAACCAAAAAGCUUUUUUUUUUUUUUUUUUAAUUCUGAUGGGUUAACGUUUCAAUGUUUUGCCAAUCAUCCUUGUUAUCCACAGUUAGGAUUUCCCUGUUACUGACGGAAGCUUGAUAGUGGCAAGAUGCACAGCAGCCUGUUGCCCGAGUGAAUGUUUCAAGGGUAUGACAACCAACUAACCAACCAAACUGGUUAAUGGCUUCGUAGAGGGUAUUUUAAUGGGCAGCACACAUGCAGGUGUUUUCAUAAAGAGAUGUGAAUGAGCAAGAGUGAGUGAGGAAGACAUUGGCUGAGCAACACAAUAAAUCCUUGGAAAUAAACACAAUUGCAUAAUCUCUGCAAUGUUUCAA
This is a messenger RNA of Paramormyrops kingsleyae, 5121 nucleotides long. The record is from RefSeq and is a predicted model, not a curated record. Lineage: Eukaryota; Metazoa; Chordata; Actinopteri; Osteoglossiformes; Mormyridae.